CCACCCCCUCCCCCUCCCCUCCUCCCCCCAGUCCUCAAAAGCUGAAGCCAAGGCAUGAGUCCCACAUCAUACAGAUGAAUAGCAGGUCUGUUCCAGCAGCUGUGCUUUUCCUCCCACCCAGCAAAGCACUGGGAGACUCCAGAAAGCUGCAGAGACUUGGUCUCUUGUGCGGGCUCAAGAGGAUUGACCAGAAAACCUGGGGAGCACAAAAAAAAGAGAGGAUGGGAUCGGAAGGAGAAAUGAUCAACCUUCAUCCCUCUAACCCUGGCUCCAGGUUGGAAAACAUCAUCAACAUAAAUCAUUAUGCCACUAAGAAAAGUGUGGCUGAGAGCAUGCUGGAUGUGGCGCUGUUCAUGGCCAAUGCUGCACAGCUGAAGGCAGUGCUGGAGCAGGGUCCUUCCUUCCAAUAUUAUGCCACCCUGACAGCUCUCAUCAGCAUUUCCCUCUUCUUCCAAACAGCCAUUGGGAUUCUCCUGAUUGUUAUAGCUCGCUUGAACCUGAACGAUGUGGCGAAGCAGCAGCGCCUGGAUUUGCUUAACAACAUUGCCACUGUCCUCGUCUUCAUCACAGUAAUUGUCAACAUCUUCAUUACAGCCUUUGGUGUGCAGAAGACAGGUCUCUACCCAAGCAUUUAUGGUGGUCGGAGAAUGUACUGAGCCCUGGAAGGGUAAGAAAGGGGCUGGAGCACACGGUAGAAGAUGGCUGGGAUGCGUUUCUGUUGGCUUACUGACCUCAGACUUGAUGUUCCAUGUACGACACACAACUUCCUGGGUGCAGCCUAUCACACAUGCAUCAGUUGCUCCAUGUGCACUGCUUCUGUGAUGCGUUUGCCUCUCUAAAGCAACAUCUUUACAAUUGAUCUUUAUAGGAGUGUCUCCUCAUCUCGCCCUAAUUUGCCAUCAUCCUGUAAGGGUUAGGAAUCUCAGAUCCAAGUGCUAAAUGCAGCCCCCAGGCCUCUCUGUCUGGCUCUUGGGACUCUCCGCAGGUUACACCUCUUCCUCAGCCACACUUCUUCUAUCCAGGACACGCCCCUCACCAGCCCUACUUCGCACCCACCUUGAGUGUUUUCGUCUGGUUGGAAUGUAUUCUUGAAGUCUGAUAAUGCUUCUUGCUUGUCUGGAUGCAAGACAGAGAGGGUGUGUGAGUGUAUGUAGGAACUAGCCUCCUGUACAAAGAUAACAUUUUACAUCCAUUGCUCUGCCCACUUUUACCUCUGGCCCCACCCCCAUUUCCACUCUCUAUGGCUGUAGUGGGAUUCACCUGCAAUUCUGAAAGGGGUUGGAUUCAGCUAGAACUUCCUGGCUAUCACCAGGAAAGGAGCAGCCUUCAAGGAUUCAGCACAGUACAGUACUUCAUUAAUAGUAGCAGCAGUCAUUGUAGUAAUAGGGACAACUGUAUUACAAUAAAACUUGAAUAUAAUUAUAUAUGAGCACAAAAGCUACACCGUUGGUAACACACAUUAGAUCAGUCAUUCCCAAACCAUGUCCCGGGGAAGUCAAUAUGUCAGAAAAUGACAGCCUUGCGUGCCAGCAAGGAAAGGAAUUAAGGUUGCAGUUCUAAUGUCUAUUCUGAAGUAAGUUCUAUUGAAAUCAGUGGGACUUACUUCCAGGUAAGUGGGGUUGGGAUUGCAGCCUCCUGUGAGCACACAAAUUCACCCAGUGAAGAGGUUGCCCACUGUGCCUCUUUUUGAUUCAUUGCUUUUGCUUUGCUUUCUCCUAUAGUGACUCAGUCAGGGAUGCGUUUCUGCAGUUGAGAUUGCACCCUUGCAUUGUGUGUUUGGAUUGAUAGCUCUCAGUGUACAGAUGCAGUAGAAUUAUCUGCUAUUAGAGACUUUUGCCCAGAAUAGUGACUCAUACACAUUGUGGGCUGGCUCCUCUGAGGGCAGAUAGCUAUGUAACCCUUUCCGGUUACAAGAAUGAAGUGUAGCACCAAUUUUAGUUCAGAGCAAAGCCUGCCUCUGCUAUUAAAACACUGGGAAAUGCAGUAUCAAUGAAGAGCAUUAGGUCACCCUGAUCCAGUAAUCAGUGGUGGUCCAGAAGCUCUGAUGCAGACAUGGAGCUCACCAACUAGCUAAAGCUCCUAUGUUAUUUAGCGGGAGCUCCCCUGCUAGCCAAGGUUCUUAUUGUUUGUUUUUCCCAAGCAGGGCAUUCUGCACAUGCAAAGGUAUAUGAGCAUGGUGCUGCUCCUCUAGGAGUGCAAAUUUUUAUAUAAACUGCUUAGAGGUUUUUACAGUUAAGCAGUACACAAAUUAUGUUAAAUAAAUAAAUAACAACUAUAUAUAGAAUAUGCAUCUUAAUCCUAGUUUUAUACCUUUUAUGCUUUUAUUAUGUUGAAAUACAGAACGUCAGCAUAUAUGAGACAAAGAAUAAAUUACAUUUUAAACAGCUGCUGGUGGCAAUAAUACUAUUCAUAGUAAGGCAAAAUUCUUUAAAGCUAUACAAAUUAACCUUGACCUUGUAAAAAGUGCAACGCUCUUGAAUGUUAUUUCCUCCCUAACAUCCCCCCACAACCAAUGCUGUCCUUUAUCUACUCUGACAUUAUUUUAAAAAGGACUUGCAAUUUUGUUAUCCCACUUAGAAAUGGGACAUCUUUUGCACAUUUCAGCUAUUAUUUGCU
Rhineura floridana is the source of this 2616-nucleotide messenger RNA. RefSeq names its product ninjurin 2 (gene NINJ2). The record is from RefSeq and is a predicted model, not a curated record. Gene Ontology annotation, biological process: tissue regeneration; cell adhesion. Gene Ontology annotation, cellular component: membrane. Bases 75 to 656 code for a protein of 193 amino acids. Lineage: Eukaryota; Metazoa; Chordata; Lepidosauria; Squamata; Rhineuridae. The transcript has 4 exons.